AGCUACCAGCGCCCAGCCAAUUGACAUAUUUUAAACAAAUGAGCAGUGCCCAAGGCUGCUAAAGGGAAUGGGUGUCAUUCAGUUGCAUUUAUAGAAGCAGAGUAUGCAGAUCAAAGGAGGCGAUGUUCUGCUCGGCCGUUCUACGGCCAGACCAUCCUGAAGUAAUGUGUCCUAUUCGGGAUUCUGGGGACUGCGUUUUGGAGUGUUGGCAAGCUUAGUGCAUCCCCAGAAAAGACGCCCCCAAUGACCAGGCCAGCCCGCUGAUACACUGCUGUUGUCCUUACAGCCAGGUGGGCACCACGGCAGGGGCUGAGUCACCCUCAUGGAAGGGAGAGGACCCUACCGGAUCUACGACCCUGGGGGCAGUGUGCCUCCAGGAGAGGCGUCCGCAGCUUUGGAGCGCCUAGUGGAGGAGAAUUCCCGGCUGAAGGAAAAAAUACAAGGGAUAAAGAUGUUAGGGGAGCUCAUGGAAGAGUCUCAGAUGGAAGCAUCCAGGCUGCGGCAGAAGGCCGAACUGCUGGUCAAGGACAGUGAGCCACACACGCCACCUCCUUCCCCCGCGGACUCCUUUGACCACUUGGCUGAGCUCACAGGGAAGGAUACAAAUGUGCCAGCACCUGUUGCUGCCUCGGUAUGUUCCAGGGAGCCGCCGGUACCUGUGCCCAAACCUCCAUCCAGUGGCACCUCCUCUGAAUUUGAAGUGGUCCCCACUGAGGAGCAGAAUUCUCCACCAGAGAGCGGCCACCCCAGAAACACAAUGGAUCUGGGCUCCCUGCCCCAUGAGGACAGCAACCUGACGCUCCACCUGCAACGCCUGGAGAACACCCUGAGCGUGUGUGCCGAGGAGCCUGACCACGGCCGGCUCUUCACCCACCUGGGCCGCAUGGCUCUCGAGUUCAGCCGGCUGGCCUCCAAAGUGCACAGGAAUGAGCAGCGCACCUCCACCCUCCAGACCUUAUGUGAACAGCUUCGCAAGGAGAAUGAGGCCCUAAAGGCCAAGCUUGACAAGGGCCUGGAACAGCGGGAGCAGGCUGCAGAAAGGCUGCGGGAAGAAAAUAUGGAGCUCAAGAAGUUGUUGAUGAGCAGCAGCAACAAAGAGGGUGCCUCUGGGCACCCAGGCUCCCCAAAGAUAGAGGGUGCCAACAAGAAGGGAGUGGCUGGACAGCAGCAGGCUAGUGUAAUGGCAGGGAAGGUUCCAGAAGUGGUGGCCUUGGGUGCAGCUGAGAAGAAAGUGAAGAUCCUGGAGCAGCAGCGCAUGGAGCUGCUGGAAGUGAACAAGCAGUGGGACCAUCAUUUCCGAUCCAUGAAGCAGCAGUAUGAACAGAAGAUCACUGAGCUGCGUCAGAAGCUGGUGGACCUGCAGAAGCAGGUGACUGACCUGGAGGCGGAGCGGGAGCAGAAGCAGCGUGACUUUGACCGCAAGCUCCUCCUGGCCAAAUCCAAGAUCGAAAUGGAGGAGACAAACAAGGAGCAGCUGACGGCAGAGGCCCAGGAGCUGCAGCAGCGGGUCAAGUACCUGCAGGACCAACUAGGCCCACUCACCCGGCAGCGCGAGUACCACGAAAAGGAGAUCCAGCGGCUGAACAAGGCCCUGGAGGAAGCUCUGAGCAUCCAGGCCUCCCCUUCAUCUCCAUCAGCAUUUGGGAGCCCUGAAGGAGCUGGAGCCCUCCUGAGGAAGCAGGAACUGGUCACACAGAAUGAGCUGCUGAAACAGCAGGUGAAGAUCUUUGAGGAGGACUUCCAGAGAGAGCGCAGCGACCGGGAGCGCAUGAAUGAGGAGAAGGAGGAGCUGAGGAAGCAGGUGGAGAAAUUGCAGGCUCAGGUCACCUCGUCCAAUGCCCAGCUAAAAGCUCUCAAAGAUGAAGAGAAGGCCAAAGAAGCACUGAAACAGCAGAAAAGGAAAGCGAAGGCCUCAGGAGAGCGCUACCACGUGGAGCCCCACCCGGAGCACCUGUGCGGGGCCUAUCCCUACGCCUACCCUCCUAUGCCAGCCAUGGGGCCACCCCACGGCUUUGAGGACUGGUCCCAGAUCCGCUAUCCCCCGCCCCCUAUGGCUAUGGAGCACCCACCUCCACACCCCAAUUUGCGCCUCUUCCAUUUGCCAGAAUAUACCUGGCGUCCACCCUGUGCAGGGAUGCGAAAUCAGAGUUCCCAAGUGGAGCUGCCCACCGCCAGGCCUGCAGAACCAGAGUCUGCAAAAAAAUGACAGUGAGGGGCCUCAGUGAGACCAGCUUGUGUCAUUUGGCUCCACCUUCGUCUUGCAGAGCCAGCUGACCUCAGAUUACCCAAAAACUAGAGCUACAGGCUCUGCAUGGCCAGAGCCUUGGCAAGAAGGGAGGCUGACAGGAGCCGUCCGCUCACAUCUCCAGCCCUAGACUGGGUACGAGACUCGGAGACUUCACCCAGUGGCCCUCCACUGGGGCUUCUCUUCUGGUUGGGCCAGGAAGAACUCACUACUGCCUCGUACUGCCAAGUGGAGAGAGACUUUGAUCUGCCAUCCUUUGAGAAAGCAUCUGGACAUCAGCCUUUAUGAAUGAGAUGCAACUAAGACCCCCUUCCUUUUAAAACCUACACAGAAGUGGUUUGGGGCCCAUCUGGGCGCACAUCCGAUUAAUGUGUGUAUGUGUGUGUAUCAUUUUUGCUUCAAGUUCUAUAGUCUAUGCCCUCACCUCAGGGAGGAGCUGCGGAAGAGUGGGUUUGUCUGUAGAGCACAAGAGAACCAUGGGAUAUUCUGAUGCUGGGCACUCCACUGCCACCCCCCACAGUAGCCUUGCAAGAGCCAUCAGAGCCUGGGAUCGAGGCCGCACCACCAACCAUGUCUGCUGAGGGGCCUGAAGUCGCCGGGCCCUCAGCCCUCACGGCUAGCGGUUUGUGGUGCCAGUGGCCUGCACUGGGGUGGCUGCUUCCAGGCACCUGUUUGUAUGGAUUUUGGACAUAAAUCCAAGUGGAAUAUC
Messenger RNA from Dipodomys spectabilis (banner-tailed kangaroo rat), 2954 nucleotides. RefSeq names its product TNFAIP3 interacting protein 1 (gene Tnip1). The coding region runs from base 323 to 2206 and encodes 627 amino acids. Lineage: Eukaryota; Metazoa; Chordata; Mammalia; Rodentia; Heteromyidae. Gene Ontology annotation, biological process: cellular response to lipopolysaccharide; regulation of transcription by RNA polymerase II; negative regulation of canonical NF-kappaB signal transduction. The transcript has 17 exons. The record is from RefSeq and is a predicted model, not a curated record.